AUGUAUCAAAUCAUAUUGAUCUAUCUUAUUUGUUCACCAAUAUCAAUUAUUGGCUCAGGCUUCAUCAUUACAACAUGGGGACUGUUUGCCAAGCUGAAGCACAGUGGAUCAAACUUCAUCUUCUUCCAAUCAAUAUCAGAUCUACUCUUUACUCUCAAAUAUAUCAUGACAGUUAUACUUUAUUAUGCAGCUCCGUCAAUUGUACAGUUUGAUGACUCGUUGCAACCUUCGGGCUCGUCAGCGGUAUGCUUCAUGUUGGGAAUGUACGGACAGUUCUGGGGACAGGCAACAGUGAUGUGGAGCUUCAUGAUGACCGUAAAGGUGUUCAUCUCAUUCUUCUACACCAACAACACAGAGAGCUCCGAAAGCAUCAAAUGGUAUCAUCUCUUUGUCUGGGGCUUCUGUGGAAUGAACGCCGUUAUCAUUGCUGCAUUCGAUCAAUAUGGUCCAAGUUCAAAUGGAUGUUGGAUCGUUAGAGGUAACAACCCAUUUAGAUUGUUCGAGCUUAUACCUCUGUACAUCACAAUCACAGUGUCAAUAUGUAUAUUGGUGUUGAUUCUUUGGAAGAUCAAACAGAAGAGACCAACAUUGUUGAUGCCAAACGAGUCGGUCAAGUACAAGAUUCAAGAGCGCGAGUUUAGGAACCAGUUGCUCAAGUUCAUUCUCAUCUUUGUCAUCUUCUGGACUCCACCAACCAUCCUGCGAACAAUGGAGUACAUGGGUAUUGAGAAGAGUUUCUUUGUCUAUCUGGAUGCAGUUAGUGUAUCAUCUCAAGCAUUGGCCAACAGUAUUGUCUGGGGAACUUCGCCACAGUUCUUUAAGCUCCUGCGAAGGAAGCUUAGAGGUGGUCCAGAGGAUGAGGCAUUGAUCCAGUAA
Molecule: messenger RNA, 876 nt
Organism: Acytostelium subglobosum LB1
Lineage: Eukaryota; Evosea; Eumycetozoa; Acytosteliales; Acytosteliaceae
Exons: 4
Coding region: 1-876 (291 amino acids)
Biological process (GO): cell surface receptor signaling pathway; adenylate cyclase-activating G protein-coupled receptor signaling pathway
Cellular component (GO): plasma membrane
Molecular function (GO): G protein-coupled receptor activity
Source: RefSeq, a predicted model, not a curated record